AUGGAUGAUGAACUCAGUGGCAAAGUCGCCCUUGUGACAGGCGCAUCGGGGGGCAUUGGCUUCGCUUGUGCUCGACUCCUUGCAUCAAAGGGCGCCAGUGUCGCUCUUCUGGACCUAGCCGAUGCCACAGACCAAUCCCAAGAACUGAACCAGCGCUAUGGGUCUCGAACAAUGUUUAUUAAACUUGACAUCACUCAUAUUGGUGCUGUUGAAGAAGCGGUGGGAAUGGCCGUAUCAUGGAAAGGGCGCCUUGACUUUGCUAUUAAUGCAGCGGGCAUUUUGCCUGCUGGGGUCAAUAUAGAUUGUAUCGACACUUCUAUCUGGCGUCGGGUGAUCGACAUUAACUUGAAUGGGACGUUCUAUUGCAUGCAGCAGGAGAUUCGCAUGUUUCUUGAGCUUGGGAUCUCUGGCUCUAUCGUCAACGUUUCCUCGGACGCCGGGACCAUUGGCACAGUAGGUUGUGCAGCCUACGUUGCUUCCAAGCACGCAGUCAACGGUUUUACCAAGACGGCGGCACUUGAAUACGCAACGAAAGGCAUCCGUGUCAAUGCGGUAGCGCCUGGGAAUAUCGACACGCCCAUGUUGAGCCAGCUUGGUAUGUCCGCGGAGGCACUGGGACACGCGACCCAGCCUUCGGGAAAAUUGGGAAAGCCUGGAAACGUGGCCGAGUUGAUUGUGUUCUUGCUUUCGGAGCGCGCCGAGUUUAUGAAUGGAUCUAUUGUAGCCAUUGAUGGUGGCACUACAAUUGCGGGUUACUCAAACGGCGAUGCAUCACAGGUAUUCAUGGAAGUAAAGUGA
Molecule: messenger RNA, 798 nt
Organism: Fusarium redolens
Lineage: Eukaryota; Fungi; Ascomycota; Sordariomycetes; Hypocreales; Nectriaceae
Product: short-chain dehydrogenase/reductase SDR
Exons: 1
Coding region: 1-798 (265 amino acids)
Molecular function (GO): oxidoreductase activity
Source: RefSeq, a predicted model, not a curated record